This is a messenger RNA of Verticillium alfalfae VaMs.102, 1323 nucleotides long. RefSeq lists its product as hypothetical. Gene Ontology annotation, biological process: maintenance of rDNA; regulation of exit from mitosis. The transcript has 2 exons. Lineage: Eukaryota; Fungi; Ascomycota; Sordariomycetes; Glomerellales; Plectosphaerellaceae. The record is from RefSeq and is a predicted model, not a curated record. The coding region runs from base 1 to 1323 and encodes 440 amino acids.
AUGGACUUCCUCUGUGGGUUUCCGAGGAGCUCGAGACAAGGGACUGGGACUCAAGGCGCUGGGCACGAAACUCGGCUUGCCUUCAAUUUCAUCUUCCUCAUCGCUCGAGCUAACUGCGCGGCGUCUGAGGCUCAUGAUGAUGUGUUCAGCGAUGGGGUCAGCAGUCGUUUGACCAACUAUAUGAUCCGACCCCUCUCUUGGAUCCUUAUUCUCUUAUCGGGCGCCAACGCCUUCUACACAAUGACACGUUCAAGACACUAUCGACUCUUCGAGGUCAACGUCGAGCAAGCGCCUCAGACUCCUUCCGCCCACCGUGUCAAGGUUCAGUCUUCGCCAGUUGCUUCGUCGCCUCUCCGCUUCCUGUCCAACUUGAUAGUUCCCGAAACAGCUGAAUCGAGGGCGCACCCGGAUAAGACGAGAGAUGUGUGGGAACUGGCCGUAUGGGAUCCUCUUCCCGUUUCUCUGCAGCUCUUCUCUCUGUUCAGCCCCGGCCACGUCCUCGUCUACAUGUUGUUCCUGCCGCUCGAAAACCUCGACCCCAGACCGAGCGUCACCGUCUUCAAUUGUUUGACAUUGCAAGUCAUUCUCAGCGUGCAGAUGCUGCUUCUCCAGUCGCGCUUCUCUCAACAAAUCAAGGAUACGGCCAUCAUUCACAAGGAGGUCCUCCACGAAUACGACACGAAAUUUGUUCACCCUCGUCUUCAUCCUUUGGUUCGCGACGUGGGCACGCAAGCCUCAUUUGAGGAAGAAGACGAGGAGGAUGGCGAAGGCGACUUUGUCGAACUGGGCACGCCGACAACCGUUAUCAAGAAAGAGUUUCAGACCCACCCGAACCCGAACUACAUGCGCCACGUUGAUCCUGAGCACACGCCUGCUCGACCUCAUCGCAAUGUCCAACACAGCGCCGUGGCCUCACGGCUUUUCACCCCAUCGAGUCAAGCAAGACGCUCUGGGUCAUUUACGCCCGUACCAAGCACACGGUCUCCUUCCCGACAGAGCCUGCCAGCAGGCGUCUCCGCGGCCGCCACUCCCAGCGCCUCGACGACCACAGGAACGCAGUACGGUGGCAACCUCGGCGUCUUCUCACACACCAAAUCACCUUUGAAGAAGGCGUCAAGCCUCUACGACCUCAGCACGGACUAUGCGUCGCCGAGGAACUCGAGGGAGAUGGCGGCGCUUGAACAGCGGAGAGCAAGCCCAGUUAAAGACAACCGGCGACUGACAACGUCCAACGACGGAGAUGAAGCCCCGGUCAACCCAUUUGCUCAGACGCAAAAGAAUCGGUUCAGUCAGGAACGUUAUCCCAAGAUGUGGGCACGUUAG